AUCUAAGGAUUGGAUAUGAGGUUCCUGUGUAGAGCCAAUCACAAUCAUUUGGAGGCGCGGUUAUCAAGCCAUACGGAAGUUACUGCGCAUUCCACGUUUUCGAAGCUGAGCUUACACUGCACCAGCACCCCAGCCCCAGUGGCUCCAAUCAUUAUGUGGCCAGUGUUAUGGAUGUCCAUGCGUACCUACGCCCCCUACAUAACCUUCCCGGUGGCCUUUGUGGUGGGGGCGGUGGGGUACCACCUGGAGUGGUUCAUCAGGGGGGACACCACCCUUAAACCUGGGGAGGAGAAGAGCAUCGUGGAGCUGAGGGAGGAUAGGAAGCUGGAGGAGGGGGCAGGACGGGACAGCACCCAGGUCCUCAGUCUCAAAGAGAAGCUGGAGUUUACCCCCAGGGCAGCGUUGGACCGCAACCGACCCGAGAAGAGCUAACCGUGCCUGGGGUUUAGGCUGACUGGUGUCCACCACUCCUAGUCCUGGAACAAGGGGUGAAGGGAGUGGAAUGAUGGAUAUAAACCCUGGUUCCCUAAUGCUAUGUAAUGGCCAAUAAGAGGCGUUGAAGCCACUGGUCGGCCAUAUUGGUACUCCCCAGAAGAAGCAGUCCACCAUAGGAAUGAAUGGAAUUCUGCAGUAUUUCAAUGAUAUUUUUCAAGGAGAAAAUUAAAUCUUUUAAAGUAUGUUGUUGUUGUUGUAGUGGGGACAGUAACUUUAGAACUUAAAAAAAAAAAAAACUUUAAGAAAAGUAUUUUAUUUUUGUAUUUUUUUGUUUAUUUCACAUAAUUUAAGAGUGGAUUAAGGUGUCUAAUGCAUGUGACAAAAACAAAGGGGAUCACAAUAAAGGCAUUUCUAUAGCAACCAAAAUAUUUUCUACAAUGGUGCCUCCUGUCAGUCAUCUAGUGUGUGUAAAUCUAUCAUUGGCGUUGAAGGUGCUUACCAAAGGGGAUCUGAGUCAUCUUCUCCUCAACAUACACACGCCAGCCAAUCGUUGUCACUCGUAUGCCCAAAGCACUGGCAUCAUACUGUACUUGGACAUCAUUGGCUUGGGCACCUGUGGUGGCACUGUUCUGUUUGAGACUGGAGGAUCAUGGGAAAUGGAGUCUUUUGUUUUAGGCUGCUGAAUAUCCACGCACCUCAUUAAUGAUUUGUGAUUCUCUCGUUGUCUCUCAUAUGUAUACACCCACACACAAAUAUAGGCUACUGGUUAUUCCAUAUUCAUACUUGUGAUCAUGUCCACCACAUAAACCGUUGGAGAAUGUUGGUCUGUAUUUUCAAAGUUUAGUAUAUAAGUCCCUGGGCACUCAAUCUGAUGACUACCACUGGGGUAACUCCUGAUAAGGCAUCGCUCUCUUCUGCUCAGAUGCUCACAACACUGAUGAAAGAACAAAGAACCCUUAUUGUCUGUGUGUGAGUGAGAGGCUUUCAAUGUGUCUUCAUAUUUUAAAAUAUCAUGAAAGAGAAGACAGUGUCAUAAAAUAACUGAAUUAAAUUUGAAUGAACCUGAGUGCCCAUGUAGAAUAACACAGAAGGGAUGAAGAAAGAGAACAGGCUGCUCCUUUCAUCCUCCUCCGUUCUCCAGAAAUAAAAUGGGUUCCAGUCGGCAAGCAUUACGAAGGGAGGAGUGUUUGCUCUCAUCUGGUCGUUUAACCACGUUGUUUUGUCUCCUCCCUCUUUCCUGUUACUUGGAUUCAAUAGCGAGAAAGACAAAGUCUCUAUUAGAGAACUCAAACGGGUCUUUUACCUGUCUUUUCAUUUACCUGGUAUGCUUUCAUUUCGAGAGUCUGUAAAGGUACACUGGUUCAUGUGUUUCAUGGAUCAAGAUAUUAUAUUUAAGGAUUUGGAUGGAAGAUACAAAACGUGACAGUCUCUGUCGCGUACGACCGCUCAUUGCCUGUUCUACGUUACUGCUGUAACAUGCUUGUAUGUUAUAAAAAAUAUAUAAUAAAUAUGAAAUGUGUCUCACAA
Messenger RNA from Oncorhynchus nerka (sockeye salmon), 1962 nucleotides. It is a transcript of the gene smim12, whose product is annotated as small integral membrane protein 12. Lineage: Eukaryota; Metazoa; Chordata; Actinopteri; Salmoniformes; Salmonidae. The record is from RefSeq and is a predicted model, not a curated record.